Messenger RNA from Gadus morhua (Atlantic cod), 5289 nucleotides. It is a transcript of the gene axdnd1, whose product is annotated as axonemal dynein light chain domain containing 1. The transcript is spliced from 24 exons. Lineage: Eukaryota; Metazoa; Chordata; Actinopteri; Gadiformes; Gadidae. Bases 1720 to 4791 code for a protein of 1023 amino acids. The record is from RefSeq and is a predicted model, not a curated record.
CCUGUCCGGGCCGUAUCUUUGGGAGGCGCGGUUUGGUGGUUUGCCGUGUACUUGCAAGCAGAUAAGUAGGGUGUUACCUGCUCAAAUCAUACAUUUUUACAAUUGUUUUUUAAUAGUAUUUUUGUUCUAGGACCAGCAUUGGUGGAGUUGGAAACGGUCACAUUCUGGCGCUGUCGCUUCAGUGCUCCUAUUUUCAUCUCAUAGAAUAAUAAUAUUACUUUUUUCAACUAUUUAAUAAUAAACUUUUGUAGACUUGAACUGGAAGCAGUCUCUGCAAGUCUUUACACAAAUCUGUAUUAUAAAAGUUGUUUGUUUCUGUACUACUGGUGCAGUCACAUUCAUAUAUCAAUUCUGAUAAGACAUGGACAUCCCCAACUCCAAUUACACCAUCUCUCAACAUGCCACUACUUGUGUGCUAUUUAUCAUUCACAUAGAAAUAAUUUGGUACAGUAGGCCUACUAUAAAUUAAUCUGUAACGUAAAGCUAUUUUCUAAGCAACAAUGUCCCUGCCUGAGUCUGACACAUAUCCCCGUCAUGUAGGGACUAGGCUAAUAACAUAGGCUAAUACAAAAAAAAUGUAGUGACUUCCCUUGUGUAAAUUCGGAUGUCUGCGUCGGAGCCAGCAAACCGUUGCAGUUCAAACUCUCGCUGGAGACGUAAACCCUGUGGCUCCUUUCUCAGCUCUUGUAGCUACCUCAUUUGAGACACUUUCAUCAGCGGAUGCGGAUGUAUCCAUGGCAGCCGGUUCAGGGAAAGAGCAGUCUCGAUCGUUGAAAAGGAGAUCAACUUCAUCUUCCGGAGGGGCAGUUUCGACGAACCGAUCCACUCUCUCCCAUACGCCGCGCCUUGGGGUUUCGAUACUGGUUCCACUCAAAAAGGGUCGCUACGGCACCUUUUGUAAGUCUCCUUCGACCCUGUAGAGUAGUUGGCUCAAUCAUCUUGUCAGAACUAAAGUGUCUGCUACAGACCUUAAAGUGAGUGGUGAUGACAUAUUUACCCCGCGUAUGUUUACAAUCCAUUGACUCCUCACGUCAGUUUGGCUCGGAAAGCCAUGGAAACUUAAUACCCCUUUGGAUUAGGCUGACGCUGUACAGUGGGGGACACAGCAGUGCUCGGCGCCGGUGUGGGCUAGUACAUACGGAAAAAUGGGGGCUGUCUUUUUGACGCGCCGCUUCGGCGGCGGUGUGUGACGGCCUUAAUGCUUCUUCAUAAUAGUUAACUACUUUAACGGCAUCGACAAUCCAAAACCCAAGUGGAAUCUAGAUGGAAAAAGUGUGUUGUUCAAAACCUGAGCAGCUUUUACUUUUUCGCCUCCUACAGAGUUUGUCACGUACGCUCUUUCAAAUCCCCCAUGUUAGUUUCCAUAGACAUUUAAACAUGGAACCAAGAGCCUCGGAGGCGGGACUUGUCUUCAGGGGUCUAUCGUCUUCAGAACAUGAUCAUGUUUCAGUAUUCAAUCUCACAUUACAACUACUGUAUAUAGGCCUAUAGCCUACUGUGUUUUUCUAGUUUUUGUUUGAAAACAUGGGGGUUGAGACUAGCGAAACAAUAAGGAAGAUUAAUUUCACUUUUGUUUGUUUUGUUUAUUUCUCCCUGCCUCCGAUAAAACCUGACCGUGCGUCUGUGAUGUCGCCAUGGUAACGCCCCCGUGCGUCCGUGCCUAAUGGUACCUUUUAUUUGACAAAGUUUUAUACUGAGUAAUUAAGGAUCCGUAUCGUUAUGGCCACGUUUUCGAGAUCGUUCACGUCAGAUGAGAUUCAAGAGCUACCUGAGAUCCGUGAGAGAUCCGUGUCGUCCUGGAAAACGCGGGUUGUUCCAGUUGAGAACACGCACAUCCCCAGGGAGCUGCAGGCCUCUCUGUGCGGGGAGGAGAGACCCGUGGAAAGCAGGUCCCAGCGCAAGGAGCGUGGUGGGAUGAAUGGUGCCUGGAGCCAACGGAAUAGCCAACAGUCAUUCAGCCUCCGAGACAGCAAGCAGAAUGGCCAGGGUUCCGGCAAAGGAGCUGGCAGGGACGUUUCCUUCAUGAGUGACUCCAUGGCAACCCAGAACAAGAGGAUAUCGCUUCCGCCCAUGAUUGGCCAGACAAAGGAAGGGACUAUAGCUGAGAAUUUGAUCCCAGUGGAAUACCAUGUGGUGAAACAGCAGGGGGUGCCGGUGCCAGAAUUAUGUGGACAUAGAUCCACCAUCGAGGUGCAAGAUGAUCACCACCCACUGAUACUGUUUCCAUCACUAGUAAGUUUGUGUGUUACCAGGAGGCCCAGUAGUCGCUGGGAGGUGGUCAAGUUGAUCCAGGUGAUGGAUGACAUGAUGGAGAAAACAGGGAUCCACCAGCAGACUGAGGACCUUACUGACAUCUCUCAGAUGGGGGCGCUGCUGGAGCUGCUUAAGGUGGAACAGAACAUUUACAACAUCGUCUUCCACGAGCUGAUCCGACAGGUCAGCGUGAACUGUGCAGAGAGAGGCCUGCUGCUGGACAGAAUCAGGCAGCAGUAUGUGUGUCUCCUGGAGAGAGUGCCCCGACAGCUGAAAGGCCUCCAUGCGGCCAGCCUGGCUGAGAGAGCCCUGAACCACAUACUGACCCAGGAGGUGGUCUGCUUCAAGACCUGCAUCCAGCACCUCAACACGGAACUGGCUGAGAUCAAGACUCACGAUGAGAGCCUAUCCCAGCAGGCCGAGCAAGCCCAGCAGAACCUGGCAGAAGCUCUGGACCAGGCCACCAAGAAUGCUGAUCUUCUCCGGGAGUACCACGAGCUGUAUGAGCUGCAAAGGAGGCGCCUGCAGAGCCAGAUGGAGACGCUUGCUGAGGAGAGAGACCUCUGGAGGGCUGACACUUUCAGCCUCGCUGCUAAGGUCAUCAGUUUAGGGAAGCUGAAGCAGUUUCACCGGCUGCAUGUCAGUGCAGAGAGCUGGUGCAAGACAGCCCAACAGUACGCUACAUUUAUCUCUAUCAAGGACACGGAGCAGAUGAACAUCAUCGUACAGCUAAGUGACAGCUGGAGGGAGCAGCUUGCGUGCUUCAUGGAGCGUCUGAGGGACACUGAGCGAGCUCAGUGUAAACUCAUCCAGACCGUACUGCAGGGCAUCACCAAGCGCCUUGACAUCUGCACCGCAACCAAUAGGAGUGCAGCACCAAAAUAUGAAGAGGAAGAUAUUUACUCUGAGCUGAUGCAGUGGACCAAUACUCUGACGGUGCAAUGCGAGCGCUACAGCGGGGAACAGAUGCUCUCCUGUCAGGACUCCCUGAAGGACCUGGUGGAUCUGGAGGACUCCUGGGUCGAGGUUGCACUCUGCGUCUUCCGGAGACACCCCGGCCUAGAUGGAGAGCCUCCAAGAGGCCAGGAGGCCAUGAGGAAGCAGGGCAGAGUGGUGUCUGAGCUCCACCAACAGCUGGAGACACGGGUCAAUGGAGAGAACGGCAUCCAUAAACUCACCAUGUCUCUAGUAAGCCCGAUGGAGGCCUGGGCCAACAAAAUGAGGACAGCCAUUGGGCAGUCAGAUACGAUGCAGGCAUCUGAUUGGUUAAAGCUGGAGAAGGCCCUCUUUCAUUGGCAGAGUAUAGCAGAUGAAAUACUGCAGCUUGUCUCCUGCAGCCAAUCGGAGUACGAGAGAACCCAGGUGAAACUACAUGUUGACGUUAAAACAGCAGAUGUAUUGGACUCCUUAAGAGACUUUGUUGCCAGCCAAUCCCGUUUCCUCAACAACGAGAACAGCAGCCUUUAUGACUCGAUCUCCUCUCUCCACACAUCCCUGAUCCGCUGGACGGUGGCCCUGCUGAUCACAUUGGUACCUGACCAUGACCAGGACCCUCAGGACUCUUCACUCACUGAGGUCGGCCAUCUGGACCCCCUGGAGCGAGACGCCAGAGAGCUAGUCCAGAAACUAGAGCGCCUGUCCCAGAACAUCAGCAGGUCCUGCCAGUUAAUUGUCAACGAGGAGCUGCAGAAAAACGUGUAUGCAGACAGCCAGAUGUACGAGCACCAGAGGUUCCAGCAAGAAUGCAGUGAUUGGAUAGAAACGUGUCGGGUUCUGCUGUUGGACGUGAAGCGCGGUCCGGUGGAGCUUUCAAUCAGCCCACCACGGCCCUCCUCCAACUACCCUGACUCUGCCCCCAACCACACUGACCCUGCCUCCGACCAAUAUGAUCCCGCCUCCCACCCCCCUAACUCCGCCUCCCUGCAGCUCCCUGAGCCAGACUCCAACUUGGCACACCCAGACUACAAACGUUGUUGCCCUGCCCCAAACCCCCCUAGCUCCUUCAGCAAGCCCUUGUUAGGUGACCCUGAGCUCCUGCUGUCAACAGCAUUGAGUCACCACUCUCUGGAGGAGCCACCACGUUAUGAAGAGCAGGAGGAGGAGGAAGGUCCAGAGGAAGGCUCUGUCAGUGUGGUGAAGAUGAUUGGCUAUGAUGGAAACAUCACGGAGAGAACCCUGGCAGAGAGCGAUGCCCAGCGAGAUACGACUGAAGGGGAUAGUUCUCAGAAGGAUUCUCUGAGCACGAUGGACCUACUACAGAGAGAACUACAUGCCUAUGUGGUCCAGCUCCAGCUCUGUGAGCAGAGGGCUGUAACGGCAGAGGAGGCACUACAGGGGGCGCGGCUGAGGAUCCUGCACCUGGAAAGUCAACUACAUGACAAGAUAAGCAUGGAGCCUGCAGUUGAUACUGAAGCAGACCAACAAGAACGAGCAGAUUCAGCAUGUACGGAAGAAGAUACGGUACCAGAAUUGACCCCAGCUGCUCCAAAGAAAACCAGUUCAAGAACCAAGCCCACCAAGAGAUCCAAGAGACACUAACGGAACCAAACACCCUAUCCUUAUGCCAGUAAAACAGUGACAGAACAAGUUAUUGGUCAAGGGUUGAAAGCCACAUAACAUUCACUAUAAGUUGUUUUUUUUGGAAAAUUAUGCUUUAUGAAGACUGUAUAAAGAAGAUAUACAGACUAACGGUGAGAUGUUCAGAGAAAAGCUCUGACGAACAUUUGAGAACAUUUAGGUUAAUUAAAACUCUGAUUUGAGAAGGAAUCCAUAAUUUAAUCAUUGUUUCUCUCUUCGUAAGAUGUUUCAGAAUUAAUCACAGAGAAGCAAAUGUUCAAAGAGAGACUAAAUUAUUCUACUCAAGUGAAACUUCCUACUUGAAACAUAUUUGACUAUCUAACUAAGAAAAUGACUCAUUCUCAUGAACCUCAUCCUUAAUGCAUAAACUUGUUGGUGAGAAUGGAAUGGUUCCUUGUACUAACUUUUAGUUAAAUACCCGACACUUGGUAAUGUAAGAUGAAUUAAAAAGUAAAUAUA